Notolabrus celidotus (New Zealand spotty) is the source of this 514-nucleotide messenger RNA. RefSeq names its product urotensin-2-like. Gene Ontology annotation, biological process: blood vessel diameter maintenance; regulation of blood pressure. Lineage: Eukaryota; Metazoa; Chordata; Actinopteri; Labriformes; Labridae. The transcript is spliced from 4 exons. The coding region runs from base 48 to 437 and encodes 129 amino acids. Gene Ontology annotation, cellular component: extracellular region. The record is from RefSeq and is a predicted model, not a curated record. Gene Ontology annotation, molecular function: hormone activity.
AGGAGCUCCGUGCGGGUCAGAACCAUCUCAAACAUCAACCUCUAGUCAUGAAGUGUAACUACCUCCUCUCCUGGGCCUUACUGCUCCUGGCCUCUGGUCCACUGCUGGCCCAUCCCAUCACAGAAUCUGCUGAGAUGUCGUAUCCAGGACCUGUGUCCGUGGAGGAGCGAGGAGUCAGCUCUCUGGAUGAUCUGUCUCUCUCUGAGCAGACCUUCCCCCUGCAGGACGGUGCUGGUCUCAGAUAUUCCACUCUGCUGUCUGGAGAGAUCAACAGAGACGGUGCCAGAGCAGCAGGCCUGCUUCCUCGAGGGAUGAAAAGAGAGGCCCUUAUGGAGAAACAAGCUCUUUUAAAUCCAUUCAGCCAUGUGCUGGGCAUCCGGAAGCAGUUCAGGAAGCGAGCCGGGAAUUCGGAGUGUUUUUGGAAGUAUUGUGUUUAAAAAUGGGCGUUGAUGCUACACAUAGGAGACAGGGCUUGCACUGAAAUACAAACACCCCAUACUGCACUCACAUAAGU